AUGGCAUCUAUCUAUCUACCCAUCUAGGCAUCUAGGCACAACAGCCCCAUCCGAUCGGUACACGCACGCCCUCUCCCCUCAGAUGCCAUGUUGGUUGGUUGAUCAUCCAUUCAAUCAUCAUCAUUUCUUGGCGACUGUUUGUGCGGCUGAUGGUGGUGCCGGUGCCUUGGUGACGGGCGGUGGUGUGGGGCCCGCCUCCUCCUCCUUCAUCUGCUCCUGGAUGGUCUUGAUGGACGUGUUGAUGCGGUCGGCAGCCUGCCCAGUCAGAUUGUACUCCUUGUUCAGCUCACCCAGCUACACAGGCACAGCGCGGAAGGAAUAGCACACCACAAGUCGUGCGUGGGUGUGUUGGUGAGCCGUGCCGUAAAGUGCCGUGGGUGUUGGUGUGUAGGUUCACCUGGUCGUAGAACUGUCCGGCGUAUUGUCCUGCUGUGGCGGUCCACCUCAGCAGAGUCCCCCGCGCAUCGUUCUUCUCGUCAAACUCCUGAGUGUGCGUCAGUCAAAGAAACAAGACAGACACGCUACAUGCAUACCCCUCUUGCACAUCUGGUCCGGCGACCGACCGACCGACCUUGAGCCUUGAGCCGAGGUCGGUCAGUGUCUUCUCGGCGUUGGACAGGGGAGUCGGGUCCUCCAAAUUGCCCUAAAUGAGCACAAGACAGGACAGAACGGUCCGUCGUGUGAUGAGUGGCGUGUUCUGCCUCGUCUGUCCCCCCAUCUCCGUUGCUGACCCACCUUAAUGUUGUCAUACGCCUUGCCCGCUGCCGACUUGGCCUUGUCAGCAAGCCCAAAGCGGCUGUCAGCACUGCAGACAGACAGGCAGGGAUACAAGAGACCAAGGCAGGAGGGGAGGACCACAGGUGAGGCGUGAGCAGGCAGAUCGACCAGUGCUGUGAAUGUAUGUGCUGCUCUCUGUGUGCGGUGGUGCUUACGACACGACGAGGUUGACGAUGUCGACGACAAACCGCCCCAGCACUCGAAAGAUCUCACCAACCUCACCUGAGCGACAGCAAUCAACGACAUGGCAGCCACACCCCGCACAGCACACCCAUCGUCCACGAUGUGUUCACUAUGAUUCCCUGCCGCCGACCCGCCUCACCCACCUUGUUGUUUGGAGGCAUAGUUGAAUAGUGAUGCGAAGACGAGUCCGAAGAUGGGGUUGAUGAGGAUGAGGCCCAACACAAACCCGACAUUGGCCGCCGCAAACUCAACCCAACCGGCGUUCUCGCGGUUCAAAGGAAACACCCCCUUCUUCGGCGUACCUGUGCAGUCAGGGCACACCACAAUCACACCCACACCCACACACAGAGAGAAAAAGAGAUCAUCGGAUGCACUCAGUAAUGCAGGCAGCACUUCCCCGUGGCCGUCCUGUCUGCACGUGUGCACACGUGCCGUCUGCCCACCUCACCCUCAGCGAAGGUGAGGCUCUGCUGACUGGGUUUAGUGGUGGAGGGGGCCGGUGCGGCAGUGGGCGUCACAGCCGGUGUGGCGGGCGGCUUUGCAACGGGCGGUGCGGCGGGGGGAGGGGGAUUGGGCAUGCCGGGAAUGAGCUGCCUUGGCGCAUCCUGGUUCAGCCGGGUUAGCUGGGUUGGCUGAUGCUGUGAGGCCAAGGGCGAGAGGGUCAGUGGAGCCGCUCCUGGGGCGAAGCCAAUUGUGCGGACCAGACGGAGUGGCGCACAGCUGACGCUGACCACGACGGCGGACAGCGCCACCACCAACAGGCAGGAGUGCAUCUCGGCUGCUGCACUGCUCAACCUCACCCAAAAGCGUCUUCGCCUCUUCCACGUGCG
This is a messenger RNA of Vitrella brassicaformis, 1790 nucleotides long. The record is from the annotation of a GenBank genome assembly. NCBI's taxonomy places the organism in Eukaryota, Vitrellaceae.